AUGGUCUCGCCACAGCCCAACAACCGGGUCAUCGUGUACGGCUAUCCCGCGUCACCGUUCUACCAAAAGAUUACGUUCCUGCUCGACCACUAUGGCGUGUCGUGGACGCUGGUUGAUGUACCGCCUAUCAUGCCACGGCCUCAACUUUCGCAACUGCUCGGCAUCACCUACCGUCGCAUUCCCGUGGUCUUUAUCGACGGUCGAGCGUACAUCGACACGACGGCUGCAGCGCUUGCUCUGGAAGCAGCUUUCGGACGCUCAUCCAACAAAGCACUGCUUCGACAGUUUGCUGCGCUACAGUUGCAGCUCGCUAUUAACUGGGCAGAGUCGAGCCUGUUCCGGUUGGGCGCGGGACAUCUUUACAACAUUCCGUUGGCCAAAGAGUUUGUUCAGGACAGAAAGAGUUUCAUGCCCGGUGGCAGCUUUGAUUCCGAAUCAAUGAAGCAGCGGAUCGCGUUCGUCAGGAGCCAGCUGAUGGCCAAUCUCGAAGCUAUCGAAACGCACCUCAAGGAGGGCAACGGCAAAUUCUUGUUCGGAGACGAGAUUCAGUAUCUGGACUUGAGCCUGUACGUGCCCUUGAACUGGGUACAGACUCAACUCAGGACGGGACAUGAUUUGCUCCCUGUGCCAUCGAAAGGUCAACAGGAUUGGAGGCAGUAUCCGUUCCCUCGGACUCUCAGUUGGCUAGCAAGCGUCCGAGAAUACCUUGGAAAGCACAAAGUGAACCCCACCAAGCUGUCAGCCCAAGAUGCGGCAGAGGUGAUCUUUGAACAAUCCGCAACAAACUCUUCCAAGGUGGAAAGCCAGUUACAAAUCAGUAAGGAGGAUCCGUUGGUGAAAGCGGGUUGGAUCAGUGGCGAGAAGGGCCAGAAGGCGAGUGUGACGCCUGUGGACACGGGCCGUGUACCGCAAGAGGGCAAAUUGGUCGGGCUGGAUGGGAACAGCAUCACGCUCAAGAUCGAGGCUGGGCAAGGUGGUAAGAGUUUAUUGGCGACCUUUCCCAGGGUCAACUUUGACGUGAGAGCCAAAGAGGGUGCUAAACUCUAG
This is a messenger RNA of Mycosarcoma maydis (corn smut), 1047 nucleotides long. RefSeq lists its product as uncharacterized. The coding region runs from base 1 to 1047 and encodes 348 amino acids. The transcript has a single exon. The record is from RefSeq and is a predicted model, not a curated record. NCBI's taxonomy places the organism in Eukaryota, Fungi, Basidiomycota, Ustilaginomycetes, Ustilaginales.